AAAACCUAAGUCUCUCCACACACACACACACGCUACAGGAAUGGACGGUGCUCUUUCCCCAUUGCACGCGCCCUUGUUGCUACGCGCUCCGCGCCUCCUGGACCGGGCUCAGUAUCCCGCGAGGAGCCCGAAGUGCGCGCGCUGCAGGAACCACGGCGUUGUGUCGGCACUCAAGGGCCACAAGCGCUUCUGCCGCUGGAGAGACUGCGCAUGCGCCAAGUGCGCACUCAUCGCCGAGCGCCAGAGGGUCAUGGCAGCGCAGGUGGCGCUCCGCCGGCAACAAGCGCACGAAGAGAGCGAAGCCAGACAGAUGCAGAUCCUCUACCCGGGGUCGGGGCUCAUGGACAGAGGGGUCACCCCGAGCAACACACCGGGGCUACACGCCGCUUUCACCACCGAGCACAGGAAGAACGGAGACGACCUGAAAAAAUACAUGUUUAACGGCUUCAUGCUCGGUUCUCACGUGCUCCCGGUGACGUCUCCGGUGGCUAAGACUGAACUCGGCCCAGAGGUCAGUCCCACAGAACCUCUUCUUUUAAGAGGAAACCAGUCUCCCGGGUUUGACCAACUGUCUGAUCGCACAACAAGCCCGCGAUCUCUGUCUUCUUCAGAUCUGGAGUCGGGAAGCGAGUCGGAUAAACCGAAAGUCGAUGCGUCUGGAGACGUGGCAAGGCCGGUUUCCUCCGGUAGAGAGCGUGAGCCUGCUGAGGUGCUGAUGAAAAUCUUCCCUCAUGUGAAGCAGGAUGUGCUGGAGUCAACUCUGUGCGCAUGCACAGGGGAUAUCGUGAAGGCAAUCGAAAUGAUGCUUUCCUCUAAAGAGGGACGAUGCGCAAACGAACCGGGAGCUUUGUUAACGGAGAGCGCUUCGGCGGCACAGCGCCAUCACGCGCUCCACAUUUCGGCCUCAAAGUCGGCCUUCUCCCCGCUGCAGUCCACUGUUGUGAAAUCUUUCGGAAGUGACGGCUUCUACGGGCUCAGUCCUUGUUUCGGGAUCAACCCACUGCGUGUAGCGUAUUCCGGUUCCGGAGGCGCGUUACCGAGCUUCAUCUCUCCAUACCUGUCAUCCGGACUGCUUCCCGCAGUGCCUUUGCGCGCGCCCGUCGAUUAUCCGUUUCCCACUUUGACCUACCAGACCAAAGACAAUCUAAGCACCUCAUCUAUCUACCCAGGGCACCGGAAGUGACUAAGACGGUUAUUUUUGUGUAUCACAGUACCGAGUGUGCUGAUGCAGUUUUCUAAGCCUCCAUUAAAUGAACCUCUCUUGCCUUGAAAUGUCGGACCCAUUCUAUUUUUGUACUUGCUUAUAUUUUCUAGCUUUAUUUUUUCACUGAGCUGUACAUAGCCAAUACUGUCACGUUUUGUAAAUAAACCUCCACUUGUAGAAAAAAAA
This is a messenger RNA of Tachysurus vachellii, 1390 nucleotides long. Its product is annotated as doublesex- and mab-3-related transcription factor A1-like. Gene Ontology annotation, molecular function: DNA-binding transcription factor activity, RNA polymerase II-specific; RNA polymerase II cis-regulatory region sequence-specific DNA binding; protein binding. Gene Ontology annotation, biological process: regulation of transcription by RNA polymerase II; sex differentiation. The coding region runs from base 41 to 1183 and encodes 380 amino acids. Lineage: Eukaryota; Metazoa; Chordata; Actinopteri; Siluriformes; Bagridae. Gene Ontology annotation, cellular component: nucleus. The transcript has 2 exons. The record is from RefSeq and is a predicted model, not a curated record.